Molecule: messenger RNA, 456 nt
Organism: Penicillium pulvis
Lineage: Eukaryota; Fungi; Ascomycota; Eurotiomycetes; Eurotiales; Aspergillaceae
Product: proteasome assembly chaperone 4 family protein
Exons: 2
Coding region: 1-456 (151 amino acids)
Biological process (GO): proteasome assembly
Source: RefSeq, a predicted model, not a curated record
AUGGCAACUGAAGACCCAUUGGCCGUCCCCCAAACGGAGCUAUGCUCGCCCAGUCUCCAGCCACAAGAGCUCUCAUUCCCAUUGCCUAAAGCUUUGCAUACGACAGCGCAUGUCCAUUUGACCUUUUUGGGAAAUUGCACAACAGUCUUCUUGACAACUUCUACGCCCGGUGACUCAGCGGGCUCAUAUAAGCCACUGGGAAGCUUUGUCUAUGCGAUGCCGGAUCGCACAUCUUCAAAACAAACAAUUUCGACCAUUAUCUACACAGCGCCAUCAAGCAUUGAAUACACCACAAGAGUGGCCAAGAUCCUUGCGCGGCGAACAGGCAAGCCAAUUUAUGUUGGCUGCAGUAUUGACCCCAACGGACUCGGGUUGACCGUUGAGGAGGAAAUGGAGGGUCUGUCCAAGAUCGUGAAUGUUAUUACAGAGAAAUUCGCAUCACAGCAAGAAAAAUAG